Chinchilla lanigera (long-tailed chinchilla) is the source of this 1556-nucleotide messenger RNA. It is a transcript of the gene Cnn1, whose product is annotated as calponin 1, basic, smooth muscle. Gene Ontology annotation, molecular function: actin binding. The record is from RefSeq and is a predicted model, not a curated record. NCBI's taxonomy places the organism in Eukaryota, Metazoa, Chordata, Mammalia, Rodentia, Chinchillidae. Gene Ontology annotation, biological process: actomyosin structure organization. The transcript is spliced from 7 exons. The coding region runs from base 178 to 1071 and encodes 297 amino acids.
CUAAGGUGGGGCGCCCCGCCCCUCGGCAGGCCCUGCGCCCAAUGGGACGGCCUUGGGACAGACCCGGGCGCCUCCGGAGCUUCAAAAACGUGUGAGCAGGGUGCAGACGGAGCCUCGGCUGCUGCCACCUUGGUCCUCGGCGACCCCCCACUGCCCAGCCGGAGCGCACCGGUCAGCAUGUCUUCUGCCCACUUCAACCGGGGCCCCGCCUACGGGCUGUCAGCGGAGGUCAAGAACAAGCUGGCCCAGAAGUAUGACCACCAGCGGGAACAGGAGCUGCGGGAGUGGAUCGAGGGUGUGACCGGGCGCCGCAUCGGCAACAACUUCAUGGACGGCCUCAAGGACGGCAUCAUCCUGUGCGAAUUCAUCAAUAAGCUCCAGCCGGGCUCGGUGAAGAAGGUGAAUGAGUCGACCCAAAAUUGGCACCAGCUGGAGAACAUCGGAAAUUUCAUCAAGGCCAUCACCAAGUACGGGGUGAAGCCCCACGACAUCUUCGAGGCCAACGACCUGUUUGAGAACACCAACCACACCCAGGUGCAGUCCACGCUCCUGGCCCUGGCCAGCAUGGCCAAGACGAAAGGCAACAAGGUGAAUGUCGGGGUGAAGUAUGCUGAGAAGCAGGAGCGGAAAUUUGAGCCAGAGAAGCUGAGAGAAGGGCGGAACAUCAUCGGGCUGCAGAUGGGCACCAACAAGUUUGCCAGCCAGCAGGGCAUGACAGCCUACGGCACCCGGCGCCACCUCUAUGACCCCAAGCUGGGCACGGACCAGCCGCUGGACCAGGCCACCAUCAGCCUGCAGAUGGGCACCAACAAGGGGGCCAGCCAGGCUGGCAUGACGGCACCUGGCACCAAGCGGCAGAUCUUCGAGCCUGGCCUGGGCAUGGAGCACUGUGACAUGCUGAAUGUCAGCCUGCAGAUGGGCAGCAACAAGGGCGCCUCGCAGCGGGGCAUGACGGUGUACGGGCUGCCGCGCCAGGUGUACGACCCCAAGUACUGCCUGACGCCCGAGUACCCGGAGCUGGGCGAGCCCGUGCACAACCACCACCCGCACAACUAUUACAACUCCGCCUAGGCCCCGGGGCCGCUGCUGCUGCUGCUGCUCUAGGCUGGAGCCCGCCGGCCCAGCCGACCCCUGCCCCUGCAUGGCGUCCCCAGCCCCUGGCACCUGCCUACAGGGUUAGUUUGGGGAGAGCAGUCUGGGGGCCCUGUGUGCGGGGAAGCGGGCCUCCUCUCUGUAGCGCCGCAGGGCCCAACGCAGAGCCGGGGUUUCCGCGACAGCACCCGAAGGGCGCACUGAGCAAAGCUACCCAGCUGCCCUACUCCCUCACAAGUGGGUACCCCAGGACUAGGAGCCCCCCCUUUCCAAGCAAAGCCCCCAGAGCCCAGGCUCGGCCCCCUCCCGCGGCGGGAGCGAACUGCAUGCCCGAGACGCAGCGGACACACGCGGUUUGGUUUGCAGCGACUGGCGACUGGCGUAGGUGGUGACGGCGGUGUUUGUAACGCGAGCACUUUCUUUUUUUAUUUCACUGGAGCACAAUAAAUGGCUGUAAAAUCACA